ACAAAAUGCACAUCGCAUUGCGAAGUUUAGUGGUUGUGGCUAUUUUAGGAGGUGAAAUUGUAGUUCAAGGUGUUCCAACCGGGGACAGCAGUUCCCAGCUGAAGGUCGUUGAACAGUACAACAACCUGAAAGAUAGCGGGUACGAAUGGGGCUACGAACUGAGUGACGGACGGUACGCAACUCAGGAUGGUUAUACAAAGGAAUUGCCGGACGGGUCGGAGGCAUUGGUAAUAAGGGGGUCCUACAGCUACACUGCUCCCGAUGGUGUCAAGUAUACGGUUGAGUACUACGCAGAUGAAACUGGCUAUCAUCCAACAAUCAUUGUCGGUGACGAAGACACUACUGUACCUCCAGUUGGUUAUGCUCCAGAUUUUGGAGAAGAAAGUCCAUCAAAGCCCGGGUACGAUCAAGGAUUAGAUCCAAAAGUGCUUGCAUUUUACUAGGUUAA
Messenger RNA from Culex quinquefasciatus (southern house mosquito), 448 nucleotides. RefSeq names its product endocuticle structural glycoprotein SgAbd-5. NCBI's taxonomy places the organism in Eukaryota, Metazoa, Arthropoda, Insecta, Diptera, Culicidae. The coding region runs from base 6 to 443 and encodes 145 amino acids. The record is from RefSeq and is a predicted model, not a curated record. Gene Ontology annotation, molecular function: structural constituent of chitin-based larval cuticle. Gene Ontology annotation, cellular component: chitin-based extracellular matrix. The transcript is spliced from 5 exons.